Molecule: messenger RNA, 234 nt
Organism: Pipistrellus nathusii (Nathusius's pipistrelle)
Lineage: Eukaryota; Metazoa; Chordata; Mammalia; Chiroptera; Vespertilionidae
Source: the annotation of a GenBank genome assembly
AUGAGCUACACAGUGAAGAAAAACACCAUGAAAAUAGGAGACGCUGUAUACCUGCGAAAAGCCCUGGUGAACAACCUUGGAGAGGAAAAGAGGACUAGGCUCCACAUUCAAAAACUCCAGAAGGCAUUAAAUAUCCGGUUUAGGGAGAUUGAGAAAGAAAAAGCAGCUCUGAAGAUUUUUUUGGGAAAGCUUCACAAGACAAGUGGCUAUUUUCCUCGACAACUUUUCUGGUGA